AUGUCUCCAUCCGUCAUCACACCGGACGCCUCGUCCGGCGACUCCGAAAAAGUAGUCCUCGUCCGCAUCGCCCACGUCUACUACACCCACGCCAACUUCGAGCGCGAGCACCGAUUCCUGACUGACUUCGGCCUCACAGAGGUCUCGCGCCUCAACGUGGGGAAAUCCAACGAGACCAUCUACUACCGCGGAUACGGAUCCGAACCUUUCUUGUAUUGCUCGACAAAGGGCGAGGAAGAUGCCUUUGGGGGCACGGCGUUCGUGGUGGAGAGCAGGAAGGAUUUGGAGUUGGCGACUAGGGCCAUUCCGACUGCGAGUGAAAUCUGGGAAAUGAAGGGUGCGCCGGGCGGGGGGGAGUGUGUGACGGUGAAGGAUCCGGUGGAUGGGUUUAUGGUGCAUCUGGUUUAUGGGCAGGUGCAGAGGGAGAUGAAGGAGCAGCAUGAACAGAAGGAGUUCAACUUCGUGAGUGCUUUCUCAGACACAGACGUUGACGGAGAGGCCAACAGAGAAGCAUCGCCCGGCGAACAAAUUCCAACGGAUGCAAAAAGGUCAGCACCCGCACACCCCAUCCCAGAUGCAACCCCAUCUAACAUAACCCCAACAGGCCCGUCCCAGGUCCACAAACUCGGCCACUUCGGCAUGGCCGUCACCGACUUCGCCACAUCCUUCAACUUCUGGACCGGCCACUUCAACCUCAAACCCACCGACCUGCUGCACAACGCAGAAGGCCGCGACAUCACCACAUUCAUGCACCUGGACCGCGGCCAAGAGUUCGUCGACCACCACUCCUUCUUUUUCUUCGAGGGGCCCAAACCGCACGUGCACCAUUCUUCGUUCGAGGUGUUUGAUUUCGACACCCAGGUGCUCGGGCACGAUUGGUUGAUCAAGAAGGGCUAUGAGAAUUGUUGGGGCGUGGGGAGACAUGUAUUGGGGAGUCAGAUUUUCGAUUAUUGGUUCGACACCUCGAAGUUCAUCCUGGAACAUUACGUCGAUGGCGAUCAGGUCAACGGCGAGACGCCUAUCACGAGGGAUUUGGCUUCGCCGGAUAGCUUAUACAUUUGGGGUCCGGAUGUACCCCCCAGAUUCAUGGACUGA
Messenger RNA from Letharia lupina, 1095 nucleotides. RefSeq lists its product as uncharacterized. The record is from RefSeq and is a predicted model, not a curated record. NCBI's taxonomy places the organism in Eukaryota, Fungi, Ascomycota, Lecanoromycetes, Lecanorales, Parmeliaceae. Gene Ontology annotation, molecular function: methylmalonyl-CoA epimerase activity. Gene Ontology annotation, cellular component: mitochondrion. Gene Ontology annotation, biological process: L-methylmalonyl-CoA metabolic process. The transcript is spliced from 3 exons. Bases 1 to 1095 code for a protein of 364 amino acids.